GAGGAGGAGGGCGAGGAGGAGGAGGAGGCAGGGAGCGAGCGAGUGCCCAGGGUGAAUCAAUGGAAACCCCCUCACGAAGCCGGGAAAACACUUCAGCCGCAGCCAAAUAGCAUUGAUUAUUUUCCUUCACUUCCCUCACCGCCGUGAAUUUAUUUAUUUAUUUUUUCCAUCUCCGUCCCCGACGCCCCGGAGUGAGCGCUGGAGGGAGGGAGGAGGAGGGGAAAAAAAGGAAUCAACACAUCGGAGAAGUCCCUUCCAAGAGCCACCCCCUCCCCUCCCCGCCUCGCGCUGCUGGGCGGCCGCGGUUCGACUCCCGUCCCUGCUUCCAGCUGAGGUGGUCCUGGCUGUCACGCUGAAAUGAACCCCCAGCUCUCCUCCGUCUGCCAUGGCCACCCUUAACUCGUCCUCUACCGCUGGCACCACCCCCUCCCCUGGGCACAAUGCCCCGUCCCCGCCUCCGGACACCUCCUCCCCCCGCACCCCCUCUGAUCCUGUCACCAAAGAUCCCCCUGCUGCCCCCUCCGCCUCUGAGAGCAUGAGGUCCUCAGAGCCCGGGGGGCGGCCCCUGGAGCCAGGCUGUGGCCUCGUCCCACCAAAGGAGAUAGGGGAGCCCCAAGAGGAGCCGGUCUGUGGUGGCUUCCCGCCAAAGGACCUGGGGGUGGAAGAAGACAGGGAGCAGGAGGAGGAAGGGGGAGGGCUCCCUCCUGUGGACCUGAGCGACCACUUAGUCUUCACAGCUGGCGGUGAGGCCUGCCUAGUGGCCAAGCUGUCCCUGCCAGGGGGCGGCGAACUCCCGUUACCAAAGGGCUUCCCCUGGGGUGAGGCAGGCAUCAAGGAAGAGCCCAGCCUGCCCCUCCUUGCCCACCCGCCCCCUGUACACCUCACUGCCCUUCACAUCCAACAUGGCUUUGACCCAAUCCAAGGCUUUAGCUCUUCUGACCAAAUUCUGUCCCACGAUACCUCAGCACCAUCUCCGGCCACCUGUGAGGGAAGGGAUGGAGCCUUCUGGAGCUACCAGCUGGCUCCAAACCCACCUGGAGAUCCCAAAGAUGGCCCCACGGGGAGCAGGGGAGGAGACCCCACGGCACUCUUCUGGCUCUGCCUCCCGUGCCGCCUGGGUUUCGGCAGGCCCCAGGCCUUUGUGGGUCACACACAGUCUCACGGGGUGAAGCUAACCGCUGCUCAACACCAGGGCCUGCCAGGCAACCCAGCCGUGCUCCGGGAGGGGGACGAGGGCUGUGUGGCCCUCCUGAGCUUCCUGGCACCACAACUGCCUGCUCACGCCCCUUUAGAAAUACCCCUUGACAACAGUAGCACCGUGAACAUGGAGGCCCACGCGGCUCAGACCGAGGAUGGCCCCGCUGCGGCCGAAGCCCAGGCCCCUGUCCUGCCCGUGGAAGAAGGCAUGGCCCUCAGCCCGCCCUCCCCGCUGACAACCCCGGCCGCCUGGAACCCCAGCCCAAGCCAAGCCAAAGAAUCGCCGACGCUGGCAGGCGAGGCAGGGCCAGGUUGGUUCCCCGAGGGGCAAGAGGAGGAUGGAGGGCUCUGCCCCCCGCUCAACCAAAGCUCACCCACCUCCAAGGACGGGGGCGUUCUCCCUGCCCCAGUGGGCUCCCCCGAAGACCCUGGUGACCCGCCCCAGCCCUAUCGCCCAGCCGAUGACUACACCCCGGCCCCUGCGGCCUUCCAGGGCCUCAGCCUGUCCAGCCACAUGGCUCUGCUACACUCGCGCAACUCCUGCAAGACGCUCAAGUGUCCCAAGUGCAAUUGGCACUACAAGUACCAGCAGACCCUGGAUGUGCACAUGCGGGAGAAGCACCCUGAGAGCAACAGUCACUGCAGCUACUGCAGUGCUGGGGGCGCCCACCCCCGCCUCGCCCGGGGGGAGAGCUACAACUGUGGCUACAAGCCCUACCGCUGCGACGUCUGCAACUACUCCACCACCACCAAGGGCAACCUCAGCAUCCACAUGCAGUCCGACAAGCACCUGGCCAACCUGCAGGGCUUCCAGGCGGGGCCAGGGGGGCAGGGGAGCCCCCCAGAGGCAGUGCUCCCGCCCCCCGCGGGGGACAAGGAGCCCAAGACCAAAGCGUCCUGGCAGUGCAAGGUGUGCAGCUACGAGACCAACAUCUCCCGCAAUCUGCGCAUCCACAUGACCUCCGAGAAGCACAUGCAGAACGUCCUCAUGCUGCACCAGGGGCUGCCGCUGGGGCUGCCGCCAGGGCUGGUGGGGCCAGGCCCCCCGCCCCCAGCAGGGGCUGCCCCGGCCACCUCCCCUGAUCUCUUCCAGUACUUCGGACCCCAGGCCCUAGGGCAGCCUCAGGCUCCCUUGCCUGGACCCGGGCUGAGGCCAGACAAGCCCCUGGAAGCCCAGCUGCUUCUCAAUGGCUUCCACCACCUCGGAGCACCUGCCCGCAAGUUCCCCACAGCUGCCCCCGGCAGCCCCUCCCCGGAUGCCCACCUGCCUCAGAGUCAGCUUCUGGGCCCCUUGUCCGACGGGCUGCCUGCCUCGCCGCCCCCAGAUGACAGCCCAUCCCUGAAGGUGUUCCGAUGCCUCGUGUGCCAGGCCUUCAGCACAGACAGCCUGGAGCUGCUGCUCUACCACUGCAGCGUGGGCCGGAGCCUCCCGGAGGCCGAGUGGAAGGAGGUAGCUGGUGACACCCACCGCUGCAAGCUCUGCUGCUAUGGCACCCAGCUCAAGGCCAACUUCCAACUCCACCUCAAGACCGACAAACAUGCUCAGAAGUACCAGCUGGCGGCCCACCUGAGGGAGGGGAGUGGGGCCAUGGGCACCCCCUCCCCAGUGCCCCUGGGAGAUGGGGCUCCUUAUGGGUCUGUCCCCACCCUGCACCUGCGCUGCAACAUCUGUGACUUCGAGUCCAACAGCAAGGAGAAGAUGCAGCUGCACGCCCGGGGUGCGGCCCAUGAAGAGAACAGCCAGAUCUAUAAGUUUCUGGUGGAGAUGGAGGGGGCGGCGGCGGGCACGGAGCUGGGGCUGUUCCGCUGCCUGCUGUGCGCCUGGGAGACACCCUCCCGCCUGGCUGUGCUGCAGCACCUGCGCGCCCCUGCCCACCGCGAUGCCCAGGCCCAGCGGCGCCUGCAGCUGCUACAGAGCGGCCCUGCAGCCGACGAGGGGCUCUCAGCUCUUCAGGGCAUCCUGAGCUUCAGCCACGGGCAGCUCCAGCCUCCCGGGAAGGCUCCUGUCACCCCCUUAGCUGAGCCACCCACCCCUGAGAAAGAUGCCCAGAAUAAGACAGAACCAUUGGCUUCUGAAGAGGCAGAGAACAAGACUGGCCCUCCUGGAGACAGUGCUGACCAGACCACGGUCAGAACCGGGGUGUUCUGCUGUCCAUACUGCAGUUUCCUGAGCCCAGAGUCCGAGCAGGUGAGGGCGCACGCGCUCUCCCAGCACGCAGUGCAGCCCAAGUACCGGUGCCCUCUGUGCCAGGAGCAGCUGGUGGGCCGGCCUGCCCUGCACUUCCACCUCAGCCACCUGCACAACGUGGUGCCCGAGUGCGUUGAGAGGCUGCUGCUCGUGGCCACAACUGUAGAGAUGACCUUGACGACCAAAGUGCUGCCUGGGCCCGCUCUAAGCCCUCUGGGGGACGGCCCAGAGACCCCCGCUCCCGGGCCAGAGCCUGUGCCCAGCAGAGACAAAGCAGCAGAAGGCCCUCACCUGACCCCGGAAGCCAGUCCUGAUCCUCUUCCUGAGCCUCCCCUGCCCUCAGCCGAGGCCCCAGACAAGCCCAUGGGAAGCCCUGACCAGCCCCCUUCUCCAGCCCUGUCUCCAGCCCCUCAGCCCGAUGCCCAAGCUGACGAAGUAGCUCCUCCACCCACCACGGCUGAGGAGGAAGAGGGGGCUGGCAGGGAGCCCCGCCUGGCAGAGCCAGCUCCAGCUGACUCUCGCCACCCUCUGACCUAUCGGAAGACCACCAACUUUGCCCUGGACAAGUUUCUCGACCCUGCCCGGCCCUACAAGUGCACUGUGUGUAAGGAGUCCUUCACGCAAAAGAACAUCCUCCUGGUCCAUUAUAACUCGGUCUCCCACCUGCACAAGAUGAAGAAGGCUGCCGUUGACCCCUCCGGGCCUGCCCGCGGGGAAGCUGGUGCAGCACCCGCCCCCGCCGCCGCCACAGACAAGCCCUUUAAGUGCACGGUCUGCCGCGUCUCCUACAACCAGAGCUCCACCCUGGAGAUCCACAUGCGCUCCGUCCUGCACCAGACUCGCUCAAGGGGAGCCAAGACGGACGCCAAGGCCGAGGGGCCAGAGCGCGGCCCGGAAGAGCCCAAGGAAGGCGAGACUGAGGGGGAGGUGGGCACUGAGAAGAAGGGCCCUGACCCUGGUGGCUUCGUAUCUGGUGGACUGCCCUUCCUGUCCCCUCCCCCACCUCCCCUGGACCUGCACCGAUUCCCAGCCCCACUCUUCGCCCCACCAGUCCUGCCCUCCUUCCCUCUGGUGCCCGAGUCCCUGCUUAAGCUCCAGCAGCAGCAGCUGCUCCUGCCCUUCUACCUCCAUGACCUCAAGGUAGGGCCCAAACUGGCACUGGCUGGGCCCGCGCCCCUGCUGUCCCUGCCGGCCGCCACCCCUCCUCCCCCGCCCCCUAAGGCCGAGCUGGCUGAGCGAGAGUGGGAGCGGCCACCCACGGCAGAAGAGGGGAAUGAGACAGCGCCCAGCUCACCCCCACAGCCAACGCCCAACGAGGCGGCCCGCACCGCAGCCAAAGCCCUUCUAGAAAACUUUGGCUUUGAGCUGGUGAUCCAGUACAAUGAAGGGAAGCAGGCUGUGCCCCCUCCCCCAACCCCACCCCCACCCGAGGCCCUGGGCGGUGGGGACAAGCUGGCCUGCGGGGCCUGUGGGAGACUCUUCUCCAAUAUGCUCAUCCUCAAGACACACGAGGAGCACGUGCACCGCCGCUUUCUGCCCUUUGAGGCCCUGAGCCGAUACGCCGCUCAGUUUCGAAAGAGCUAUGAUAGCCUCUACCCGCCCCCGGCAGGGUCCCCCAAACCUCCCGAUGGGCCUCUGGAUUCACCUGCUCCCCACCUGGGCCCACCUCUCCUGGUCCCAGAGCCUGAGGCAGGGGGGGCCCGCCCCCCUGAGGAGCGAGGCCGGGCAGGAGGACGCUGGCCCCCAGAGGAGGAAGAAAGCUCCAGAGGGAAUCUUCCUCCCCUAGUGCCUGCAGGCCGCCGCUUCUCCAGAACCAAGUUCACAGAGUUCCAGACCCAAGCCCUGCAGUCUUUCUUUGAGACUAGCGCCUACCCCAAGGACGGAGAGGUGGAGCGGCUCGCAAGUCUCUUGGGCCUGGCUAGCCGUGUGGUGGUGGUGUGGUUCCAGAACGCCCGCCAGAAGGCUCGCAAAAGCACCGGCGACGGUGGGCCUGUGCCCAGCGGGGGAGGCACUGGGGGAGCCUCCGGCUGCCGGCGCUGCCGGGCCACCUUCUCCUGUGUUUUUGACUUGGUGCGGCACCUCAAGAAAUGCUAUGACGACCAGCAUCCGGAAGAGGAGGAAGAGGCAGAGAGGGGGGAAGAGGAGGAAGACGCAGAGGAGGAAGACGCAGAGGAGGAACAGGGCCCGGAACCCCCAGCGGGGCCCGAGGGCCCAUCACCAGAACCUCCAGACAGGGAAGAGCUGGGCCAAGCAGAGGCCACGAAGCCAGGAGGCAAAGAGCCUGAAGGGAGGGCCCCUCCCUCGCCCUCCCCCGUCCACGCCUGUGACCAGUGCGCCAUGUCCUUCCCCAGCCAGGACCUCCUGACGAGUCACCGCCGGCUGCACUUCCUGCCACCUGUGCAGCCCAGCACUGCCCCCCACCUCCUAGACCUGCCCUUGCUGGUGUUCGGGGAGCGAAACCCUCCGGUGCCAGGCACUCCACCAGUGCCAGGGCCACCCCUCAAACGGAAGCACGAGGACGGUAGCCUGUCUCCCACGGGCAGCGAAGCAGGGGUGGGUGGGGAGGGUGAGCCCCCCAGGGAUAAGCGUCUGCGCACCACCAUCCUGCCGGAGCAGCUGGAGAUCCUGUACCGCUGGUACAUGCAGGACUCCAACCCGACACGCAAGAUGCUUGACUGCAUCUCCGAGGAGGUGGGGCUCAAGAAGCGAGUGGUGCAGGUCUGGUUCCAGAACACCAGGGCCCGGGAGAGGAAGGGCCAGUUCCGAAGCACCCCCGGGGGAGUGCCCAGUCCGGCAGUCAAGGCCCCCGUCACACCCAGCCCCGCACCCUUCCCCAAGUUCAACCACUUGCUGGGCAAGGUGGAUGAUGGGGCUGGGAGGGAGGCCCCAAAGAGGGAAACACCUGCUUUUCCCUACCCCACAGUCACCCCUGCUGCUGGGCCUCUGCCUUUCCUGCCACCUGGGAAAGAGGCCCCCACUCUGACACCAGAGCCACCUCUACCUCUCCCACCUGCCCCUCCACCCAAUGAGGAUGAGGGCCCAGAGGAACCGUCUAAAGCUUCUCCAGAGAGUGAGGCUUGCAGUCCAUCUGCAGGGGAUUUAAGUGAUUCGUCAGCUUCCAGCCUGGCUGAACCAGAGUCCCCCGGGGCUGGAGGGACCAAUGGGGGCCCAGGAGGUGGGGCUGGGGUCCCAGAUGGAAUGGGGCAGCGGCGCUACAGGACCCAGAUGAGCAGUCUGCAGCUGAAGAUCAUGAAAGCCUGCUACGAAGCCUACCGUACCCCUACCAUGCAGGAGUGCGAGGUGCUGGGGGAGGAGAUUGGGCUGCCCAAGAGAGUCAUCCAGGUCUGGUUCCAGAAUGCUCGUGCCAAGGAGAAGAAGGCCAAGCUGCAGGGGGCAGCAGUCGGUGGGGCUGGGGGCAGCAGUGAGGGCCCCUUGGGAGCCCAGCGCACCGACUGCCCCUACUGUGAUGUCAAGUAUGACUUCUAUGUCUCCUGCCGAGGCCACCUCUUUUCCCGCCAGCACCUGGCCAAGCUCAAGGAGGCAGUCCGAGCCCAGCUGAAGAGUGAAAGCAAGUGCUACGACUUGGCCCCAGCACCCGAGGCACCCCCCGCUCCCAAGGCUCCACCUGCCACCACACCUGCCUCUGUGCCCCUCGGGGCUGCCCCGGCUCUGCCUCGCCUGGCCCCGGUCCUCUUGUCCGGCCCAGCUCUGGCCCAGCCCCCGCUGGGCAGCUUAGCUCCUUUCAGCGCAGGCCCUGCAGCCUCCUCAGGCCUCCUUGGCCUCGCCACUGCGGUCCUGCCUGCUACCACAGUGGUCCAGACUGCUGGCCCAGGCCGCCCCUUACCUCAGAGACCUAUGCCCGACCACACCAACACCUCCACAGUAGGCACCACUGACCCUGCCCCAGGCCCGCCUACUGAACCCUCUGGGGACAAGGUCUCCGGUGAGCGAAAGCCAGCUGCAGCCCCCGCCAACUCCUCCACCGACGCCCUCAAGAACCUCAAAGCAUUGAAGGCCACUGUCCCAGCCCUGUUGGGGGGCCAGUUCCUGCCCUUCCCGUUGCCCUCUGCAGGGGGGGCCACGCCGCCAGCUGUCUUUGGCCCCCAGUUACAGGGGGCCUACUUCCAACAGCUCUAUGGCAUGAAGAAGGGACUGUUUCCCAUGAACCCCGUGAUACCUCAGACCCUCAUCGGACUGCUCCCCAACGCCCUCCUCCAGCCACCGCCCCAGGCCCCCGAGCCCAUAGCCACAGCGCCUCCGAAGCCGCCUGAACUGCCCGCUCCAGGGGAGGGGGAAGCCGGGGAGGCCGAUGAGCUGCUGACAGGCAGCACCGGCAUCUCCACCGUGGACGUGACCCACCGCUACCUUUGCCGCCAGUGCAAGAUGGCAUUUGACGGGGAGGCCCUGGCCACUGCUCACCAGAGAUCCUUCUGCUUCUUUGGGCGGGGCUCCGGGGGUUCCAUGCCCCCCCCGCUGCGGGUGCCCAUCUGCACCUACCACUGCCUGGCAUGUGAGGUGCUGCUGAGUGGGCGAGAAGCCCUGGCCUCGCACCUGCGCUCCUCGGCCCACAGGCGCAAGGCGGCCCCGCCCCCAGGGGGCCCACCUGGCGCCGCCACUGCCGCCACGGCUGCUGUGGCUUUUGCCAAAGAGGAAGCAAGAUUACCUCACACGGACUCCAACCCAAAAACUACUACUACCUCUACACUUCUAGCUUUAUAAACAGAUAAACCAAGACGCGGGGACAGGGAGGGCCUCGGGGCUCCUUCUCUUACCCCAAGGGGUGUCUGGUGGGAGCUCAAAUCCCUCACCCCACCCUUGGCCCUGCCCACCCCCCUGGGAAUCUCUCAGUCUCCACCCUCAGUGGGCUUCACACACCCCACCUCCAGCAGGGUCCUGCCUCCUCCUCCACCCCCCGACACACCGAUCCUUCACAAAUCCUGGCCCCUUGGUCUUCACGGGCAACACAUCCAUCUUGCCAUCUCGAUUAUUCAUUCACAUCCACCCUGCCCACCAGACACAAGAUCUAUCCUUGGUUUCAUCUUCCUACAGCCUCUUUCCUACUGAAUUCCCAGUCACCCCUCCAACUCCUAUAAACACACAAAUAUGUUAUCCCACGCUGUUCCACUGACUGAGAAAACACCAAAAAAAAAAAAAAAAAAAAAGAAGAAGAAGAAGAAGAAGAAAGGAAAAAGAAAACCCAAGACAAGGAAGGGGGAAGGAAAAUAAACUUUGCCACUCCCUCUUCUCCUUCCUACCCUCCUCGUCUAGAGCACCAUACCGCUCACAAACUCUUUCCAAAUACUCAGUUGGCUCCCAAGGUUGGAGCCUGGGAUGGGCAGGGAGCCCAUGAAACUCUAACCAAACUGGAGGUCAGCGGGGAGAAGUGCUCCCAGCUCACUCUCCUCACACCCCUCCCUCCUCACCUGACAGGGGAGCCCCUGUGGCCUGAACUCUAGGGGAAGCCACGGCCAGGAACCCCUCUGCCAGCCCCGACCCUGCACCCCGGAAACUGCAGUAACUUAUUCUCAAAGGCUUUAAACAUAGAGAUCCUCUCAGCAGCCGUCGGCCUGCCCCUUGUCCCAGCUCUGCCACGUGGCGGUCCAGCCUCCGGGACCGGCGCUGCCCACCAACGGCAAAUCCAAAGUUCUUUAAAAAAAAAAACUGAAACACACAACCAA
Molecule: messenger RNA, 9063 nt
Organism: Balaenoptera musculus (blue whale)
Lineage: Eukaryota; Metazoa; Chordata; Mammalia; Artiodactyla; Balaenopteridae
Gene: ZFHX2
Product: zinc finger homeobox 2
Exons: 10
Coding region: 386-8104 (2572 amino acids)
Biological process (GO): regulation of neuron differentiation; brain development; regulation of transcription by RNA polymerase II
Cellular component (GO): nucleus
Molecular function (GO): DNA-binding transcription factor activity, RNA polymerase II-specific; zinc ion binding; RNA polymerase II cis-regulatory region sequence-specific DNA binding
Source: RefSeq, a predicted model, not a curated record